UGAUCGGUACACGACCAGCUAGUUCGCAAUCGGUUCGCAAGAAAAUGUUCCAUCCAUCCCGAUGGAUGGCAAAGUGCCGCGUGUGGUAUGCAGCGACCUUUAAGUUUUCUGCAGAUGCUGACUAUUUCUUUCUCGUGCAACCGCUCUGCCGAUCGCUGCAACUGUUUGGCAAUCCAGUGCGUUGCCUGCAGGAGUUCGGUACGGUUCGUGGCCUGUUCGUACAGCUCUGUCGGUUCCUGUUUUUGCUGCCGUACGCUUCAUUCGCGCUAAAAUCUUACUGGCAGCUAAACCAUCCGUUAGAUACUAACAAUUCCAUCCUUACGUAUGGAUCAUUCGUGAUUUACAUGCUUUGGGCGAUUCUAAUCUGGGUGCUGAACCAUUACGAGCACGAAAUGUGUGAGCUAAGGCUUUUUUUUAAGAAUCCCACCUACCAGGAGCAAAGCGAUUGGGCUCACCGAAUCCGUGCUGGUAAUUACCGUCGAUGGAACUGGAUGAUACUCAUGUUCUAUCUGUUUAACGUCAUAAACGUGUCGAUCUUCACGCUUACCAACGCCCAUAACAGGCAGUUUCAUUUUCAAACCCGGGGUGAAGUCGUGGGACCGUUUUAUUUUCAAAUCAUCGUCGAAAUUUUCACUGGCUACUUGAGCUUGGGCUACUUUGUGCCCUCCUGUAUAACGCUCAUGACACUGCAGUUAUUUCGAACGGAGAUGCACAUUUUAACCACAACCCUUAAGCAAGCGGCCAAUGAAGAGCAGCAGCAACAGCAGCACCAACAUGCUGUCAACAUCCGCUGCGCAUACCAUUCGUUUUGCAAGCAGUUUUACGCUAACAUUCGGCGCCACACGGAACUAUUGCAGUAUGUAGUAGCAAGUGGUAUCGCUAAUAGAUGUGUUUUAAAAUCUGCUUCUUUGUCAUUUGUCAUUCCAGGUCCAUUGCCACGUUUUCGAAAGUGUUUAGCCCUAUCAGCGUGUUGCUGUACUAUGGAGCUCUCAUUACAAUAACAUGCACAUGCUUUUACGUAAUGAAGCAUGACGUUUCUACAACCACAGUCUGCUAUGCAGGAUUUGCAGUUUAUAUGAUAUUCAAUACGCUACUGUUUUGCAAAAGCAUCGAUAGUGUUAAUGAUCUGGUAAGGUGUAUGUUCAUGUCUGACAAGUCUUCGCUGCGAUUAAUAAGCAAUCAACUUAAAUCAUCUCUCCUUCCUUUGCCAAACAGCACACGGAGGUGGGUUACAUUAUGUACAGCGAGUACUGGCCAGCGACGCUACAGUAUGCGGACCAGGGCUUGUCAACCGAAACACUGCGACCCUUGCGCCGCAGUAUAUUGAUCGUUUUGCAGCAAACUUUGCGACCGCUCCGAUUCGGUUACGGCGUGUCCGGUUCCCUCUCGAUGCAAAGAUUCGGAGAAUUCAUGCAACAAAUUUACUCACUGAUAAUGUUUUUAGCUCAGCUUAAUUAAAACAAUAGUUUUUGACAUUAUCGUUAGUCACGUAGGAGUUACCAAGUGUGCAGUGUUCUUCUUUCUUAUAGGACAACACAUCGUGUGUUGGCAAUGUUAGUUUCACUGAAGCCUCUGUUUGUUUGUUUUUUCCUGUUGGACACCAUGUUCCUUGCGUUUGAUGUAUUAUUCGUAACAACUAUGCCAAUUAUCUGCUGUUAAUUAUCGUAUGUAUAGACCAAACAUUUUGUCACCUGCAAAUACUGGUUCUUGUCUCCAGUUUGUCAUCGAUUCUAGUCGUAUCAACACGCAUUUACUACUGCACAGUAUGUGGCAUCACCAGGUGCAGUUGUGGUUUCGGUUUCUACUUGGACGAUUCACCACAUUCACCGACAGUUCAGACUACUUCGAUCUGUACAAAACACUGGCAACGAUAUCGGCCAUUCACUACGAUGCGUCUUGCUGGUUCGAUCGAGCGAUCUGGAUCGUCUACCGGUCGCUGCCAAUCUUGGUGAACAUCUCCUACUUCUACAAAGCCUAUCGGCUCAUGCUGUUCCCCGAAGACAACACCUCAGCCGCCAGCGUUAUCGCAUCAGUGUGGGGCUUUACCGAGGGAACGCUACGCAUUUGUCUCAUAGAGCUGCGGUAUGGCACGCUGGCUAGCAUUAUGUCCUUCCUGAACGAGCGAUCGUACCGGCAGCAAGAUUCGCUGGUGCGUCAGCAACGUGCCACCCUGUUCGGCGAGAACAACCGCAUCCAGCUCAUUCUCGUCGCCACGAUGCUGAUGGAAGCGAUCUGGUUCAUGACGACGCAGCUCUUCAGCCGGGAUGCCUUUAUGCUGCAAGUGAACGGACACGUGGUGGACAGCAUAGCGGUUCAAAUACUUUACGGCCUGCUGUCGAACGUGUGGGGCCUAAUCUAUGUGCUUUCCUUUGCCAUAUUCUACAUCAUCAUGAACACACUGCAUCUGGAAAUGAGCAUUCUGCUGGACGGCAUUACAAGUGUACAGUUCACGGUUAUGCGUCGGUUGAAGCAACGAAAGGAAACGCUAGCGGCAUCCGGACAUUCCUCAACUAUAGAACAGCAAGUUUUCUGGAGCAUUCUACAGCCGGAGCUGUACAGCCACAUCUCACGGCACGUUGAUCUCCUUGACAACCUCAAAGAGUUCAGCUCUAUUGUGGGCCCAUUUUCCUUCGUACAGUACUAUGGUACCUUAGCGCUGAUUGCCGACUGUGGAUUCAUCCUUUCCAUAGAGGGUCUGUCGGCGAACGGUAUGAUCUACCUACUGUUCGUUACCGUGUUAGUGUUUCAAUCGUUCAUCCUUUGUCGCGGAAUCGAGAAGUUAAAUGAUCUGGUAAGAAACUGCAAUGAUAUGAUUGCUUUUUUAACGAACCAUAGUUAUUUCUUAUUGCUCCACCAACUCCAGAACGAAGCCAUUGGACAAGCCCUGUAUAGCGGGUUUGACUGGCCCGACAUGCUUCGGUACGAUCAACGCUUUCGCUGCCAGUACGUAACCGUGCGGCAUACGUUAAUGAUCGUUAUUGGCCGCUCCCAGAAAGGAUUCCAGUGUUCGUACGGAGGCCUCGGCAGCAUCUCUAUGGAACGCUUCGCCCAGCUUAUGCAGAAAAGCUACUCGUUGUUAACGAUUUUACUUCAGUUCGCCAAGUAAAAGCUACAAACAUGGGAACGCAUCAGGCCACAACAACUAGAACAAAUCACUAUGCUGCACUAUAAAUGAAAACACAUCUAUUAGUAAUCGUUGCUAGCGUCGGUGCACAACAAAGCACACGCGUUCGAGAUUGGUACGUUCUUCAGAGACUUUCAGAACCGAACCUAUAGGUAAUUGGUGACCAAUCUCACUGUACUACUACAUCACACUGCCCACAUUGCAUUAGUUGCUGGUUUGUACAAACACAGCUGAUACUGAUACACGCUUACUUUAAUGCUAGCCAGCUCGAGCCGGCCUUCGAACACCAUGCUUUAUAAACAAACCCAGUAGAUGAAUGUGGUAGUGUACUUAUCGAUCGGUGUGACACUCCAUGUGUCACUCAUUUUUAAAGCACACCGCAGAAUAUAUAACGCUAUACACCUCCACAUACCUAAAAAGAAAGAA
Anopheles coluzzii is the source of this 3550-nucleotide messenger RNA. RefSeq lists its product as uncharacterized. Gene Ontology annotation, molecular function: olfactory receptor activity; odorant binding. NCBI's taxonomy places the organism in Eukaryota, Metazoa, Arthropoda, Insecta, Diptera, Culicidae. The transcript is spliced from 2 exons. The record is from RefSeq and is a predicted model, not a curated record. Gene Ontology annotation, cellular component: plasma membrane. Gene Ontology annotation, biological process: detection of chemical stimulus involved in sensory perception of smell; sensory perception of smell. Bases 1667 to 3106 code for a protein of 479 amino acids.